CACCAUUAAACCUCAGAGGAAGAAGAGUAGUUUCACCGUGCUCUGUUUUGUUUGUCACGCUGUUUCUAUACAGUGUGUUUACAAAUGCAGUUUUUGAAUCAGGUCAGCAGUAAAUACCUGUAAUAUUCUUAUCAUCACAGUCGUGAAUAAGUUUUAAAUCAAGCAGUAAUAUCUGAAGGAGUAUAUAAUCUGAACUGAGAUCUGCUGCUGUGAAGAUGGAGUUUGUGAAAGAGGAGAGAGAAGAGAACACGAGUGAACCAGAAACCAGAAUAAAACAAGAGGAACCAGAAACAUGGAAAAUGGAACACGAAGAACCAGAAACAUGGAAAAUAGAACACGAAGAACCAGAAACAUGGAAAAUAGAACACGAGGAACCAGAAACAUGGAAAAUAGAACACGAGGAACCAGAAACAUGGAAAAUAGAACACGAGGAACAAGAAACAUGGAAAAUAGAACACGAGGAACAAGAAACCCAGAGAAUAGCACACGAGGAACAAGAAACCCAGAGAAUAGCACACAAGGAAUCAGAAACCUGCAGAAUAAAACUGGAUCAAGGAGGUGCAAAGCCAGGAACAGAACAAACAAACAAGGCUAGAGGACCGAAAACAAAGAUGCCUACUCUAAAGGAUUGCUACUCAUGCAGGAGAAAAAUCGGAGUAGCCAGCAAAACAUGUUCACACUGUAGGGCCAAACAACCAUAUAAGCAAAUGCUUGAGAAAAGAAAGAAACAGCUUACCCAGGAAUGGAAAGACAGACAAAAAAAAAACAGCAGUGUGAACAAAGUUUACGAUGCAACAAAUCUAUUACUCCACAAGUGGGAACUUUUAGAGAGGUUCCCAGUCCUCCUCCUUGCCAGGAGAACCUCAAAUGGUUUUUCUGCUGAAUGCUUCUGUCCAUGGAAGACGGAGACAGAAGAUACUCAGGACACUUUUCUUACAAUAAAGCGAUCGUAUGAAAGUCUUCUCAAUGAGUCUAACACAGAUAAAGACGUGAGGAUGGAAGAGAGUUCAGACUCACACAGCACAGAGACACAGACUCCACCAGCAGACUCCACACAUCAGCUCACCUGUAAUGGACUGCAAGUGGAAGAAAACCGCAAAGUCAAAAAACAAGCAAAAGUGGAGAAGCGUCGCCGAACAAAAGAAGUGUUUUGGCAAAAUUAAACCAACUCUCAUCAGCAUAAGAGACAGACUCACUCUCAGGUAAUAAUUAAAAGGAAAGCUUUUAUUCUUUACAAAGAAGGUCAGACAGUCAUACAGCAACACCGAGUGAAACCGACCCAGGAAGAGGGCAAUUUUUCCACCACAGAAGAAACCUGGAGUACGAGCUGAAUAUGAGUUUCACAUUGAGAACUGUAAUAAAGCUGAUGCGAAAACUGGAAACUUUGAAUAAGAGAAUAAUGAGAUGGCUGAAUAUAAUAGGAUUAAUCUUGAGCUGCAGACAUUGACAGAUUACUUCACUAAAGCUCCAGCUCUAAAAUGAUAGGAGUUUCAGAUGUAUGUUUUCCUCAUGUCUGUAAGUGUUCGUUCAUCUUUGAGGUUUAAGUUGCUAUGUGCUUUAUUUAGAUGGUGGAGAGGCAUCUUCCAAUAAACUAGUGAGAUGGAUCCUCUACCUAGCUGUGCUAAUUUGACUGUAUCUGCAUACAAGUGUGACAUCUGUGGACUGUGGUUUAGUUGUUGCCUUUAAUUUCAAAUGGUUACACUUUAUCUUUUCAUUUAAGGCCAGUUCCAUGUAGUUUCAACCCAAUUAAAAAACAAAAGCUAAAGGCUGAUAUCUGUACCAUCUGUGUUUGUACUGAAUGUUGGCUUCUUACUGUGCAGUUACUGCUGUUAAUUUCAGAUGGUUAUGGUUAUUGUUUGCAACAGCCAAAAGCCAGUUUGGCCUAUUAAAUACCAAAUAAAUAUCUUGUUUAUGCACA
Carassius gibelio (silver crucian carp) is the source of this 1918-nucleotide messenger RNA. Its product is annotated as histone H3.v1. The transcript is spliced from 6 exons. The coding region runs from base 216 to 1163 and encodes 315 amino acids. NCBI's taxonomy places the organism in Eukaryota, Metazoa, Chordata, Actinopteri, Cypriniformes, Cyprinidae. The record is from RefSeq and is a predicted model, not a curated record.